Messenger RNA from Trichoplusia ni (cabbage looper), 885 nucleotides. RefSeq names its product 28S ribosomal protein S7, mitochondrial (gene mRpS7). Bases 93 to 809 code for a protein of 238 amino acids. Gene Ontology annotation, molecular function: structural constituent of ribosome; mRNA binding; rRNA binding. Gene Ontology annotation, cellular component: ribosome. Gene Ontology annotation, biological process: translation; ribosomal small subunit assembly. The transcript has 4 exons. NCBI's taxonomy places the organism in Eukaryota, Metazoa, Arthropoda, Insecta, Lepidoptera, Noctuidae. The record is from RefSeq and is a predicted model, not a curated record.
UAAAUGACAUCUGUCAAAUAAGUGAGGUUAUGUUGAUUUUGGGAAACCUGAACUUAUUUUGAUAAAUACGUUAAUUUAUUGUAUAGCUGAAAAUGGCUAAUAAUAUUAGGAACAUCAAUAAGUGUAUACCAAGAAACUCUUUGUCAUAUAUUGUACCAAGACUAUUAACCGUACAGCAAUACCGGGAAUAUGCAAGACCCACAAGUUUCCCCGACUUCUUCCAAAAUCCUAUUUUUAGAAAGGAAGACCAAGCACAGCUUAUUGAAAGCGCAGAGCUACCGAAGAUAGCCGCUUUACCUGUUAGGCCCCCAGCUGUUUAUCAAACAAGUUCUGCAUACCAUGACCCCUUAGUGACCAAAGUAAUCAACCAUGUCAUGGAAAUGGGUAAAAAACAGAUGGCUCGCAACCUUGUAGAGAAAGCUUUUGAAAAUAUAAAGAGAUCACAGAUUGAGCGCUACCACUUAGCAUCUACACCUGAAGCAAAGGCUAAAAUAGAACUUGAUCCCAAGAAAAUACUACACAAAGCUGUUGAGAAUGCCAAACCCUUGCUGCAACUGCAACCGAUCAAAAGAGGAGGUAUCACUUAUCAGGUCCCUGGCCCAAUCACUGAGAAAAGAUCACUAUUUCUGGCCAUAAAGUGGUUGUUAGAGGCAACAAACGAAAAAGAAAGGACAGUCCACUUUCCAGAACAAUUUGCAUGGGAAUUAUUAGAUGCAGCUAACAAUACAGGGAAGGUUGUCAAGAGAAAACAGGAUCUGCACAGACAGUGUGAAGCAAACAGGGCAUAUGCUCAUUACAGGUGGCAAUGAACUUAAUAUAUUCCUUAGUAGUUAUAAAUGUAAUGUAAUUAAUGUUUGCCUGAUGUAAUAAAAAUAGUUAACAUCA